This is a messenger RNA of Scutellospora calospora, 600 nucleotides long. NCBI's taxonomy places the organism in Eukaryota, Fungi, Glomeromycota, Glomeromycetes, Diversisporales, Gigasporaceae. The record is from the annotation of a GenBank genome assembly.
AUGAACUCGGAUUCUUUCAUCGAUUAUUAUGAAAUUCUCCAAAUCCCUGAAACUGCCACAGCCGAAGAAAUUCGUGAUGCGUAUAAAAAGAAAGCAUUGGAAACUCACCCAGACAGAUUUAUUCCGGGCACCAAUGAUUCAGCAAUAAAUCCUUCAUUAUCACAAGAAGAUGCCAAGGCUCUUUUUCAGAAAAUCGCUGAUGCUUACUAUGUUCUUAGUGAUGAAACCAGGAGGGAACAAUAUGAUCGAGCAAGGGCCUCCCGAAAGAGGCAAGGUAAAUCUGCAUCGACAUGGCAGGUCGAUCGAGCAGACGCAAACUUGAUCUUCAGUAAUGUAUUUGAAGAAUUGUUGAGACCAGAAGUGGAUAAUCCGCAAUGGUUUUAUGCACCGAUUGGUGCGGUUACUGGUGGAGCGUUAGGUUUUAUUUGUGGUAAUGUUCCUGGACUGGUUUUGGGUGCGUACGCCGGAAAUAAACUGGGUGCAGUCAGAGAUGCUAAAGGUGUGUCUGUAUACGAUGCUUAUUCAAAAUUAUCUGGUAAUCACAAGGCCGCUAUAUUAGCCGCACUUGCUACAAAAUUAGUUACAAGUGGCAGAAUUUAG